AUGUAUAUAUUAAUAUUACUAAUUGUGUAAGUAUAUUCAUACCACACUAUUUCUGAGAAUUCAAAAGUCAAAACACUCAACCAAACUGAGUUUCAAUAAUUAAAUAUUGGUCGAGACAGCCAUUCAUGGUUCAUUUUGUUUUACAGACCAUCAUGUCCUCAUUGCUAAAAAGUCCUGCCUGUUUGGGAAAGUUUUGCUGAAUACAAUUAGACAUCGAGCAAAAUCGGUGCUGUCAAUUGUGAGGUUGAAAAAGAUUUAUGUAAAUUAUUCUCAAUUGAUGCUGUACCAACAAUGAUUCUAAUUUCUGAAGGUGGAAAUCUUCAUCAUUAUAGUGGAAACAGGACAAAAGAAUCUUUUAUUCAGUUUCUUGAUAAAAAUUGGCAAAAUAAUGAAACUGAGACCCCUCCUAAGGACGAUUCCUCAAUAUUUGAUACAACAACUAUAUUCAUUUUGUUAUUACUAGUGUUGGUGGGUUUUCUUAUCUGGAUUUACUUCUAGGAGAAGUACGAGUAUUCAUCAAUCAGCAGUUAAGCCAACUAGAGCUCGAUUAUAGAAAUGCAAGAAAUCAAUAAACCAAUAGAAAUUUGAUUUUAUAUUAUUGUUUAAUAUAUUUGCCGAUAUUUAUUUUAA
Molecule: messenger RNA, 630 nt
Organism: Paramecium tetraurelia
Lineage: Eukaryota; Ciliophora; Oligohymenophorea; Peniculida; Parameciidae
Exons: 3
Biological process (GO): protein folding
Cellular component (GO): endoplasmic reticulum
Molecular function (GO): protein disulfide isomerase activity
Source: RefSeq, a predicted model, not a curated record